Molecule: messenger RNA, 1028 nt
Organism: Lathyrus oleraceus (garden pea)
Lineage: Eukaryota; Viridiplantae; Streptophyta; Magnoliopsida; Fabales; Fabaceae
Exons: 1
Coding region: 196-945 (249 amino acids)
Source: RefSeq, a predicted model, not a curated record
CUUCUCUCACACCUUUAUUGACAGAGUCAAAUACCAAAUACUACAUGUUAAAGCAAUCACAGUAAUACUAGAUUUUACUAUAUACACAAAACCCUCUUUUUCACGUUUCAACACCGCAUAUAUAUACCCACACAAACACAUAAAGGUAUAUAGUUUUGUUUUGUAAGUGUGAUUCAAUUGAACAACUGAAUCAUUAUGGAGAAAGAGAAACAGAGUAAGCUGAAGAACAAGUUUUUGAAAGCAAUAACAGUAACGUUUCAAAACGCACCUUUCAGUCCCGGAAGGGAGCAUAAAUUUAGGUCAGACAAUAACACAAACAGAUGGGGUGCAAAAACGAACGGUGGAAAAGGAUUCUCAGGACCUAUGGUGACUAUGAUUCCUCGCGAAGCUAGAAGAAAACCUAGAGAUGGCGGUGUUAACGUAACACAAGAACCAACUUCACCGAAGAUUUCUUGUAUGGGACAGAUCAAGCAUCACAAGAAGAAACAUAUUCCGAAAAACAAAACUACGGAUGCAAAUACUCCAAAGGAUGCGGAUGAGAAGAAAUCGAAAUCGAAGUUUCAGAGAAUAUUUUCACAGAGAUCGAAAUCGAAGUUUGUGGAAAGGAAAUUUGACGAGUCUGGAUCUGUUGGUGGAGGGAGCAAAGCGCCGCCGAUGGGUGAUAUGAAGAGAUUUGCGAGUGGGCGUGAAGCUUUUUCGAGUUUCAAUUGGAAAGCUGUGAUUGAGCCAGAGGAAAUUGAUGAGAGGGAUUGCUUUACUGAUGCAGAAGAGGAUGAGAUCUUGAUUCCAUUUUCUGCACCAAUUUUGGUUGGUGGAGGCGGUGAAGGUGAUGAUUCUAGACCUAGUUUGAAGUUUAAGCCAAGGAAUGAAAUAAAUCUUUGGAAGAGAAGAACAAUGGCACCGCCAAGGCCUCUUCAGUUGAAUCCUGUGCUUAAGGCUAAGUAAAUUGUUAAUUCUUUCAUAAUCAAUAACUUGUUCAAAUUGUAGAUUUCUUCAUCUUUUUAUAUAUAUACUAUAUUUUUUGUUUA